UGAGAGAAUCUGGAGAAUGACAAAGAGCGAUAAUAAAAAGUGUUUAUGAUAAACUACAGUACACAGAAGUACACAGUAUCUUUUGGACAUAUUUAGCAAAAUCCCCGGUGUUUAAGUGAUUUAUUAAUUGCAAAAGAUAGCCAAUAUUGUUAUUCAUUAAGUGGAAAUCGAAAGGACUAGUGUUACUUGCCAGCCAAGGCGAUUUUGGCCCAACUUUUUUGGGUGCAAAAUAAUUUCCUCACCGUGAAAUGAUGUCAUCAAUUUUGUGCGGUGUACGAUUAGAACAAGAACAUUUUUGAGUGUGUUUACAUUCGGAAAAACAGAAUUGUAUGGUUUUUAUCGUAAUUAAAACGUGUGAAGGUUAAACUAGUGGAAAAAUGGUUUUCGAGAGCAUCGUCACCGAUUUGAUGAAUCGCUUCUUGGGCGAUUUCAUUGAAAAUUUGGAUAAGAAACAAUUGAACAUUGGCAUAUGGGGAGGUGAUGUCGUACUAAAAAACCUUCAGCUUAAGCAGAGUGCUCUAAAAGAGUUAGAUUUGCCUGUUCAAACCAUCUAUGGAUGUCUAGGAAAAUUGGUACUGAAAAUACCCUGGAAAAACUUGUAUAGCUUACCAGUUGUAGCUGACGUAGAAGAUUUAUAUUUGCUAGUCGCUCCGAAUGCAGCCGUACCGUACAACGCUGAAAAGCAAGAAAAAGUCGAUUGGGAAGCGAAAAAGGGCGAGUUAGUUAAGUUCGAUGAAGCCAAAAAGCGCGAACAAGAGAAGGACAAACCGCAGGCAGAUAAAUCGUUCACUGAAAAAUUAGUCGCACAAAUCAUCAACAAUGUUCAAAUUCACAUCAAGAACGUUCACAUCCGUUACGAAGAUCGUACCACAUCGUCAAUACCGUUUUCGAUGGGAAUCACGCUUGGCACAUUGGAAGUUCACACGACGAAUGCCGAUUGGGAAAAGGCUUUCCUAUCCGAAGCACUGAGCAAAGUGUUCAAAGUGGCGAAAAUGGAUGGACUGGCAAUUUACAUGAAUUGCAAUUCGAAUUUAUUCCAGAGCAGUUCGACUACCGAGUACACGGAUCUGUUCAUGAAAACAAUUGCCACCAAAGAAGCCGUUCCCGAAAAUUUCACAUACGUUCUCGGACCCAUCAAUUCGAUAGCAAAAUUGAAAUUGAACAUGGAACCGCAACUGGAUGGAUUCGAAAGUCCUAAGGUCGAUCUGUUCCUGGAAAUGGAGAAAUUAGCCGUUGGCAUAACCAAGGCGCAAUAUCAAAAUUUAAUCGGUCUGGCUGAUAGCAUGAGUGCGAUGUCACGCGGACUACCGUACAGACAAUACCGACCCUACAACACCCCGUACCGCAAAAAUGCAAAAGUUUGGUGGCAUUUUUCGUACGAAAGUAUUUUGGAGACGGAGGUGAGACGACGAAAAAAGUGUUGGUCCUGGUCGCAUAUGUUGCAGCACAUACAGUUAUGUAAGGAAUAUGCGGCAGCGUAUCAAGCUAAAAUUUCGGUUAAGACACCCACGGCUGCUCAGAUCCAGCAAUGCGAAGAUUUGGAAAAGAAGCUGGACCUGUACAAUAUACUGCUGAUUCGUAAGCGUGUGGAUCUGGAGGUGAAAAUAUCUGACAAACAAAAGGCAGAAGCACCGAAGCCAACAUCCUGGUUUGGCGGAUGGUUCGGCGGUAACAAAGAAGACGUUACGAAGAAGAACGAAAGCGACGACAUAUUGCAUCAAUUCAAAACAGCCAUGACUCCCGCUGAAAAAGCAAAAUUGUUUGAGGCAAUUGGCUACACCGAAGGCGUCACAGACACCGUGCUUCCGCUGGAUUACGUUGCUAUAUCGAUGGAAUUCAAACUGAAUUUGUUAGAGGUGUGCGUUCGCAACGAAUCACUAGUCACUGAUCCGAAGUCACCGUCAACAUUCAACAAUCAGACCGUACUGUCGCUUCAAGUGCAAGGUGUUAAGUGCGGGAUCGACCAGCGGCCCGCGUCAAACGGACUUAAAGUUGAUUUGAACUUGAAAGAAUUCACCGUCUGCGGCUACAAACAGGAGGACCACCUGCCGGUCUUAGUGAAAUCGAAGAUCGGUGAAUUGGUUGACGUGUCUCUGUUGAAUGUUAAAUUCGAGAUGAAUCCGUUGGACAAGCUCUGUGAUCAACGGGUGAAUGUUUCGGCUAGACCAUUGGAAAUAGCCUACGAUGCUGAGACCAUCAUCCAAUUGGUGCAGACAUUUAAAUUGCCGAACAACACCAACCUAUCCGAAUUGACGGAUGCGGCUGCGGACAAAAUUUCGAAUAUUAAAGAACGUUCUGCGACUGGCAUACAGUACAUGGUGGAGAAGCAUACCCGUUUGGAGGUGAUGAUCUCUGUAAUGCCUAACUAUGUGCUGAUUCCGUUCGGUGGCAAAUACAUACCGGACAAAGUCCAAGUCAUGGUCAUCAGUUUGGGUAAAAUUUCGCUGAAAUCAGUUCCGAAUGACGAUCGUAAAGAUAUAUCGAUGAUGCAUUCACUGCAAUUUACCAAUGAGGAUAUUAUGAAGGAAGUUAUGGACCAGGCGUAUGACAAGUUCAGAUUGGAUAUUGAAAAUAUUCAGAUUUUACUAGCCAAACCGACGGAUGAUUGGAAAGAGAUUUUGUUGAGUGGCAGAGUUACCUCGAUGCAUAUUUUAGAACCGAUAGCAAUGAACGUCUGUGCUGAUAUGUGUGUGGUGGAUGAUGAUCCCCGUUUGCCGAAAACUCGCAUUACCUCGAAAUUUCCGCAUAUUCGGUUGUCGGUUACUGAAGACAAUGUACUGGAUGCGCUGGCAUUGAUCACUAGUAUUCCUUUCCCGGAAAAUGAAGAAACUAAGCCGAUGGCAUUGAACAAGGAAAGUGGAUUCGUUGCAUCGAGUAAAUCCUUCAUCCGAUAUCUCGACGAAAAACAGUCCAGAAAACCGAAGAAACCGGAAGUGAAACACACCGAUCUGUCGCAAGAGAUCAUCCAGUACACUGACUUGGAAUUCUCCUUUGUCAUGAACGAGCUUUCCGUCAACAUUUACAAAUCCAACAAAAGAGAUUUGGAUUCAACCCCGACGUCACAAUAUCGAACGCCAACCGAAGAGUUUCAAGAUGAUCAAAGUAUGUCCGUCGCCAGUCAUCGUUGCAGUGUGAUGGAAUCGGUUUUGAACGAAAGUAAUCAGGAAUUGAAGUUGUCGUUUCAAAUCAAACAACUGGAAAUGGGAUUGGUGCAACGAACGUACGAUAUGAAGGUGUCCUUGAAACUUGGAGCAAUCGUAAUGGAUGAGUACCAGCACGUCGUGGGUGUUGAAAAAACAAUCAGAAUGAUCGAGACACCUUGUUACGAUGACCUAUCUGGCUAUUUGUUCUCACUUCAGUACACCAAUGCCAACAAAGCGUCACCGGAAUUCACAACAAAGUACAAAUCUGUCGAGCAACUCAUUGAGAUAAACUUUUCGGUUUUGAUUUUGCGCCUGCAUCAAGAAGGUUUGACCGAAUUGUUGCAGAUUGCCAACAAUUUCCAGACUAAAUUGGACAAAGUCUUACAUCCGCCUGGUAAAGACCGGAUUGCCAGUGCUGGUGAUCCGGUAGCGAACGUUCUAGCUACCAUAGCCGAAGAGCCGACUGCUGUUCCGACGUCAUCGAAAGCAGCUUUGCGUAACAUUGCCUCGUUGGUCGAUUCGAUCAAGAUCAAACUCAUCGCAAAAAUGGAACGAGUUGCAAUUCUCUUGGAAAAUGAGCGACGAGCAAUUGCUGAUUUAAAGAUUGAAAACUUAACAGCCGGUGUCGUGAUGAAAACAUCUUACACCGAAGUGUCCGUAAAACUGCAAGACAUAAUCAUCACUGACAUGAAUCCAGAAACCAUUCAUCCAACGAUCAUUUCCGUUAUCGGUGGCAAUGCUAUUGCAUGCCAAAUUGUUUUGUAUAACCUUCACGAAACGUCCGUGUACAACUCGGAUGACAUGAAAAUCGAUGUGUCCAUGGGCUGUGUCAAGAUCAUUUUUCUCAAUUGGUUUGUUAACUCAGUUCUGAGCUUUUUGGACAACUUCCAAGCCGCCCAACGAGCCAUCGCCGAUGCUAGUGCUGCUGCGGCAGAAACUGCCAAACAAAACAUGGUCGAUGCAUACGCCAACGCUACCAGAAUGAGACUUAACAUAAAGAUCAAGGCGCCCAUCAUCAUCGUGCCAGUUGAUUCGAAAUCAUUGGAGGCGAUCUCAAUUGAUUUGGGUUCGCUUAGCAUCACCAACAACUGUUCUGAGAUAGUUGGUUCAAGUACGACGGACUCUGGUGCUGCUAUACUCGAUGAAAUGAAGUUGGAGUUGACUGACAUGAAAAUAUCGAAGAUUGUAGUACUAAGCAGCGAUGGUGCGCAGCGUACUGGUGACUUGGAAUCGGACAGCGUGUACGGAAUCCGCAAGGUAAACGACCAUUCAAAUAUGCUCGAUCCGACUAGCUUUGUGCUGAUAAUCAAGAGGAACUUAUCAAGCUCUUGGUACAAAGAAAUACCGGAAAUGGAUAUCUCGGGACGACUGAAGAGCAUAAUCCUCAAUCUGAUGGAAAGCGAUUACAAAAUGUUGAUGAUGAUACUGGGCAAAAAUAUGUCGGAAGGAUCGGAUGAGCGGACUGCAAUCGUUCAACCGGUAACACCAGAGAAAACGCCAAGCAAUAGUGCAUCAACGAAUACGAAUGCUCAAUUGCACGUCCUAAACGAAGCCGAAAUUACUGGUCGUGAUGGUGAAUCAUCGGCAUGGGAUUCGUUAGCUAAAAAGACCGCCGAUACGAAACCAUUCGGUCUUGACAUUGCUUCAUUGAAACCGGGAAGUCCGACGCAGGCCGUAAAUAUAUUUUUGAAAUUCGCUUUUCAAAUGGACAGCAUAAUUCUGAACCUGUUCACUGAUCAAAACGAAGGCCUUGCAACAUUCGGCAUACAUUUCCUUUCAUUGAAGGGGACCAAGCUGGUCGAUGAAUCUCUUAGUGCGUCCAUUGUUUUGUGUGACGUUCAGCUCGAUGAUACUCGACCGGACCGACAGAACUAUAUUACUAAAUACAUGAAGAAACGCGAUUCGGCAGCCCACACUCAUGAUGAUACCUCAAAACCAGAUACCUCAAUGGUGGACAUAGUUGUUCGCAUCACUCAAAACGAGAUGUUCGUGAACCUCAAAGUGUCGAGUUUCGAUCUGAUCUUAUGUUUGGAAUAUCUAAUGAAAAUCUUGCAGUUUGUUUCUGUACCUGAAGAUGAGUCUGCACCUAAGGCCAUCGCACCCGGUCCGGCGACAACAGCACCAACAACAGCGGUGUCGAAAAAAACUGUUGCAGAACCUGCAGAUGUAUCGACAGCUCCAAGCAAACAGAUGACGGUACUGUUACGAGUCGAUCAGCCGGAUAUUAUUUUGGUAGAAAAAAUGGAUGACAUCAACUGUUUGGCGUUGAUUUUGAAUACUCAAAUUGAAUUGCGAUUACGCAUCCAAGACGACAAACAAAAUAUCAAGGGCGACAUAUCCGAUCUGAAAUUCUACAUCUGCGAAUUUAAUCCUGCCAGACGAGAGGCAACCAAACAUUUUAUUUUGCAGCCAUGCCAGAUUGCUCUGCAUGGUAAUACGCCCGAAGAGAGAGGAAUGAACAUUAGUCUGACAACGAGUGACAUUCGAGUCAAUAUUUCACCAGCAAUUAUUGAACUUUUGAACAAGACAUUGACUACUCUGACCGGAAGUGAAGCCAAGAAUGAUGAAACUUUGGUGGAAAUGACGGACUACAGCGACCUUUGGGAUGUAAAAACGUACAAAGACGCCGACUAUUGGUUUAUGAAAGUUGACGAUGCCGAGGAUGUUCUAAAGACAUUGGAUCUAGUUGAAGUAAAGGAACAUUUACCGGAAGUGUGUAUUGUAGAAGUACCGUCCAUCGUUUUGGUUAUUGAAACGGGUUUGGGCUACUACACGUAUCCGAUGUUAGUAAUCGAAACCAAAAUGAAUGCCCAAGUGAGAGAUUGGAGCUCAGAGAUUUCCAUUGAAAGUUCAAUGACCCUUGGAAUGGCUUACUACAACAGUUCCAUGGCGGUAUGGGAACCAAUUAUCGAACCGAAUGAACGGGAAAAAUCAAAUGGAUUGUCUGAAUACGGUCCAUGGGAACUCAAUUUUAGUUUGAAAAUCGAAAAGAAUUUGGAUGACAAUACGGGUCAAGUCGAACCAAAAACAAAAAUCUCAGUCUCAUCGUCGGAUACGUUGGAAAUGUCCGUCACGAAAACGUGUCUCGACGUUCUACAAGAUCUUGGAAAUGCAUUUUCUCAGGCUAUUCGUCCGGAAGGCUUGCACAAACCGGAUAUUGUAGCGCCGUACAUUGUCGAAAAUGAUACCGGCUUCGAUGUUACGUUGAAUCUCAAACGAGGAGCAUUUUUCUUGCACACCUCGCAUCUACCGACUGGUACUGGUAAUGAAGAAGUCGUAAGAAGUGGCGUCGUUUUUAAGUCAUCGACGACCAAUGGAACUGAACUGAGUCCGGAAGAAGUGACAACAUGCAAAAUUUCGCCAGGAGCUAAAGCUUAUCUGCAGGGAAAGAAGGAGGAUUCAAUGAAUGCGAUCAGUGCGUUUAGUUCGCUGAACAAGGAUAGUCAAAACGACAUGUUCUUACACGUACAGAUUGGUGACAUCGAUAAAGAGGUUACGCUGCCUAUACAUAAGGCCGAUCGACGAUACUUUCCACUGUACCGGGAUACGAAACAGGAACCUUGGGGAAUCCUGUCAAAUGUGAAAACUGAGUACGGCAGUAAAGUCAUCACCAUCAGCGGUGUACUUAAGAUACAAAACCACUUUUCAACCACGGUCAACGUAUUCCGAAUGCGUGACGGAAUCUUCCACGACAUCGGCCAAGUUGCACCCGGUUCUAGCUACAAUGUACCUCUACACGCGUUAUAUGCUGCGCACAAGGAACUGUACUUUUCGAUAGCCGGAUAUAAAACAUCGGUUCAAGGAAUCAACUGGAAAGAUUGUCCCAGCGACUUUAAGUACACAAAAUACCUGCAAUGUGACCCAAUGGACACAUUCGAACCAUUUUAUAUAACGGCAAUCCGAGAACGCGAAGAAGUUUACCAUGAAGUUACAUCUAAAGUGACGAUGCUAAGUGCGUGCUAUGUGGUUCACUUGAAACCACCACUCUAUUUGCGGAACGCUUUACCCAUCGAUAUUAGUAUAUCAGUUGCUGGUUGCUCGGUAGCCAAUACCGAUGAUGUAACCGAAGCCAAAGAAGUGUCACAAGUCGAUGGAUCUCCGGUUAAGAAAAAUGUCGGCCUGGAACUUUCGCCAAGAGAUGACUUUUUGGACUAUGGCGAAAAAGUGGUUAAACCCGGCGAUGUACUUCAUCUGCCAACGGUUAAGACAACCGUCAAAGAAGGUGACAAUAAGAGUUAUCUCGUUGCAAGGCUCAUUCAAUAUUUGGAAAAAGAUUGGUCCUGCACCACUGAAAUACCGUCUGUUCCAUCUGAGUUUGCCGUCUGGACAUUCUCCUCAUAUGAUUCAGUGGAUAAAAUGACUCUUGACUUGGGUGUUAAGUUCGAAAAUCGUUAUGGCAGCCUUCAGUUAACGGUGUAUUGUCCGUACUGGAUGAUCAACAAAACCGGUCUUCUUUUGAGCUAUCGCAAGUCACGAAAAACCGAAAAACAUGAACUCUCUGGUUCACCUGCUAAGGCCAGCGACGAAAAUGUCAACGUUCUCUACCAUCCUCCCGAAUGGGAAGGACCGAUUCUAUUCUCCUUCCGCGAAAAGGUCUUUUUCGGAAAGAAACGUGCAUCCGUCCGAGUCGAAUCCGGAGAAUGGAGCGAUCGUUUUGCCUUGGACGCGGCUGGAUCUACUGGCGUUGUGGAAUGCAAAUCGAAUGAGAUGAUCUAUGAGAUUGCCGUACACAAUACACUGACGCACAACUCGUUGACGAAACAAAUCAUGUUCAUUCCGAUGUAUGUGAUGAUGAACAAAGCCCCAUUUACGAUCGAAGUACAGGAGGAUCGACGACCUGGCGAUCCGUGGAUUGAAGUGCCUCAAGAUCAAUGUGUUCCACUAUGGCCAAAGACUGACUCCAGCAAAUUGUUGCGCGUCAAAUCCAAAGACGACAUGAAUUUGUCCUGCCCGUUCCGAUUCAAUGAGGUGCAGUGUAGUUUGCUCCGAUUCAAUAACAAGUAUGGUGGAAUAAAUGUCGAUGUUCAAGUGACCGAAGGAGGUGUUUACAUUACAUUUAUGCAGUACCAUGCUGGCGAUGCUCCAGCUCUAAUCAUUAAUCACACAAAUCAUCCUAUCAGUUUCCGGGAAAAAGGAAAUGUUAACGAAAGAUCUCUCAAUCCAUCCGAAAAGAUUCUCUACACAUGGACUGAUCCGGCUGGCGAUCGAAUUUUGUUAUUUAACGACGGUGACAAGCACAUUGAAAAUGACUUACGUCGCGAUGGAGUCGCCCCGUACCAAAAUUGUCAGGAUGAGAAAUGUUUCUGGGCAUCGUUCUUGGAUGGAACGCAAAGGGUGCUGCUGUUUACCAACGAUGAAUACAUUGCAACUGAAACGCAGAGCGUCAAUCAAUUGGAAAAGGUGACCCAAGAAAUCGAAGUUGACAUCCAUGGUAUCGGAUUGUCGCUGGUCAAUAAUUUGAAGCAAUGCGACAUCAUGUACAUCGGUAUCGCCAGUUCGGGUGUAAUUUGGGAGGAGAAGAAGAAGAACAAAUAUUUCAAACAGAUGAAGAUCCAAGAGGUUCAGAACAUGGAAAGUAAAUUUCAGGAAUACUUACGCGACAGACAGGUCGGAUCACCGCCAAAUAAACAAUACCAUUUGGAUGGCGCCGGCAAAAUUCGAAUCGAUUUCGACGAAAUGAAAUUGUACAAAUCGAAUCCGCGUGAAAUUCAACGCAUGUUCUAUCCGGGCCUGUGGAUCAAAAUGAACUCAUCUCCAUAUCAAAAGCAAAUUCAUGCGAAAAUCAAUCGAAUACAAAUUGACAAUCAAUUGGCUGAUUGUAUAUUCCCGGUGGUGCUGGCACCUGUGCCACCGCCGAAAAGUGUUGCCGCUACAACUGCGUUGAAACCGUUUGUGGAGUGCAGUAUUGUGGAACGAAUCAUUCCCCAUUCGGAUGUUAAACAAUUCAAAUACCUUACGAUGCUGAUACAAGAGUUUCACGUUAAAGUCGACUUGUUGUUCAUCAAUGAAAUCGUGGAAAUGGUUAGCACGGACUUGACGGACGAGGAAUCGCGCCAGAAAUUCGCCGACGAUAUUCAACGCCAAAAGGAACCUCUGUCGGCUCUCGUUCUGACCCAUUCGUCUCAAGAGCAAAAGAACUUCUACGAUCAACUGCAUUUGGGUCCAUUGAAAAUUCACAUUUCCUUCUCAAUGGCUGGCUUGGAGCCAGGAGCUCUACCUGGUGUAUUGUCAACAAUUCUGCAAGGUGUUGGCGUCACUCUUACUGACAUCAAUGACAUCGUCUUCAGACUGUCGUUUUUCGAUCGACAAUACACAUUCUUCACUCAACGACAAUUGACGUCGGAAAUCGUGAACCAUUAUGCUGGGCAGGCGGUUAAACAAGCUUAUGUACUGAUAUUAGGAUUGGAUGUUAUUGGAAAUCCUUACGGAUUGGUUGUUGGACUAACGAAGGGUGUCGAAGAUCUGUUUUAUGAACCGUUCCAGGGAGCCGUUCAAGGACCGCAAGAAUUUGCUGAAGGCUUGGUGCUUGGUGUCAAAUCGCUAUUUGGCCAUACAGUUGGUGGUGCAGCUGGAGCUGUCUCCAAAAUCACCGGCGCAAUGGGCAAAGGUCUGGCAGCACUGACCUUCGACAAAGAGUAUCAAAAGAAACGCCGUGAACAACUCAACAAGAAACCAGCUAAUUUACAGGAAGGCAUUGCACGGAGUGGAAAGGGACUCGUCAUGGGUGUCGUCGAUGGUGUAACCGGCGUAUUUACGAAACCGAUCAGUGGAGCCAAGGCAGAUGGAGUCGAAGGUUUCUUCAAAGGCUUGGGUCAAGGUGCCGUCGGUUUGUUGGCCCGACCGACAACUGGUAUCGUUGACUUUGCCAGCGGUAGUUUCGAUGCCGUUAAACGAGCUGCUGAAAUGUCUGAAGAUGUGAAUCGGUUACGUGCUCCCCGUUUCUUACACUCUGACGGAAUAUUGAGACCAUUUUGUGUUCGUGAAGCUGAAGGAAAUAAAUUGUUGAAAGAAAUCGAAAAGGGAAAAUACGCCAACAGUGACACCUUCGCUCAUUAUGAAGUGAUAAUUGAAAAACGGGACGUUCUUCUGCUGUCAGACCAUCGCAUUUUAUAUUGCGUGAAGAAUGACAUAUUUGGUGGUUGGCAGGUGGAAUGGACCUAUCGUUGGCCCGAAAUCACUUCCAUUAAAGCGACUGAACGUGGCGUCCAAAUCGUUAUCGGUGAAAAAACCAAAAAGAUGUUCGGCGUCUUUGGGUCCAGUGAUCAGUUGAAGAAAUUGAUAUUAAUCCAGCAACGAGCAAAACGUGACAAUCUCACCAUUAUCAUGGAUGCGUUGAAGCAAAAGAGCGCCUUAUCAGACAAAUAAACUUUUGAAUUUCGCUCAUUUUUUUCUUUCAUAUGAUAAUCGCUUUGUGUUGAAAAUGUUUGCACUUCCUUUGUACUCACCAGAUUUUGGAGAAGAAAUUCAAAUCUAAAAUGUCGAAAAUUUAUUGCGAAUAAAAGUUCUACCUCAAUUGGACGAAAAAGUUUUAAGAAAAUUUUCAUCUGUCAUAACGACGACAAAGAUAAUUACAAGCUCUCGGUAAUAUGGUCCUUUAUAUAGUAAAAUGCAUGUUAAACAAAAUUGAAGUACAAGAUUUGAAAUCAGCCGAUUAAAAAUACUUUGAUCGAUGGAAGUAAUAGAUCCGAUAAUAAUACUGGACAUAUGCUUGCCAUAUGCAACAGGCUAAAUGCUGUUGGUGGACUGAUGCUUUCAAUAUUUGCGAGAUAUUUUUUUACAAAUUUUUAUUUUCUGUUUUUGUUCCCUUUUUCAAACUAAUUUUUUACCUAAGAUGUUUAACACCCACUUGCUUUUUCUAAAAAAAAAAAAUUAAAAAAAAUUUGAAA
This is a messenger RNA of Bradysia coprophila, 11029 nucleotides long. RefSeq names its product vacuolar protein sorting 13C (gene Vps13). NCBI's taxonomy places the organism in Eukaryota, Metazoa, Arthropoda, Insecta, Diptera, Sciaridae. Gene Ontology annotation, biological process: protein targeting to vacuole; protein retention in Golgi apparatus. The record is from RefSeq and is a predicted model, not a curated record.